AUGGAAUUUCCUGCAGUGAUCAUUUGUUUACUUGCUCUUGCAUGUGUGCGAAAUACUAUGUCAUAUGUGAGCAGGCAGACCAGACAGAUAUCAACGACACAGGCGGCACCGGCGAUACCGGCGGUACCGAAUACAAAUUAUAACAAUACUCAACUUCCUUAUUCCUAUCCUACUUAUCCGAUCUAUUCGAGCAACGUGAAUCAGAUCGGGCAACCUGCCGCCCCAGUAACGAAUGUGCCUCAGACUGUUACUACCACAUCAUCGCCUGACAACAGUACCAGCUUAUUGGAUACUUCCGUCAGUAAAUCUUUCCUUCAGCAUAUCAGGAUCUAUGGCAUUUAUGUGUUGCAAGUGUUGAUGACAGUUUUUCUCGGCGCAUCUUUAAUAAACUACAUUUGUUUGCAAUGGUCUAUCUGCGAGAACGUCUUCGGAGAAAACAAUUUUUGGAAAAAUAACAAGGCAAGACGUUUGAACCGUUCGUACGCGACAUCGAAUUACUUGGAUGAUAUCAGCUCGGCAGUCUUCAAAGCAAUAGACUACUAUAAUAAGCAAUAA
Molecule: messenger RNA, 555 nt
Organism: Atta colombica
Lineage: Eukaryota; Metazoa; Arthropoda; Insecta; Hymenoptera; Formicidae
Exons: 2
Coding region: 1-555 (184 amino acids)
Source: RefSeq, a predicted model, not a curated record